Molecule: messenger RNA, 357 nt
Organism: Staurois parvus
Lineage: Eukaryota; Metazoa; Chordata; Amphibia; Anura; Ranidae
Source: the annotation of a GenBank genome assembly
CCUGGCAGCAGCAUGAGGAGGCGGUACAGGGCCCAUGGCAGAGUGGCGGAGCGUAAGCAGCUAAAAUUGAAGGCCAUACAGAGGCCUAUGUUAAAAAGUCCCCCCAGCAGCAGCGUGGGGAGACGACUAUCAAGAGUCCAAUGGCAGAGUGGCGGAGCAGAAGCAGCUUCAAUUGAAGGCCAUACACAGGCCUAGGUUUAAAACAAGAGGAGGCGGUACAGGGGCCCAUGCAGAGUGGCGAAGCGUAAGCAGCUUAAAUUGAAGGCCAUACAGAGGCCUAUGUUAAAAAGUCCCCCCAGCAGCAGUGUGGGAGACGACUAUCAAGAGUCCAAUGGCAGAGUGGCGGAGCAGAAGCAG